Messenger RNA from Erigeron canadensis, 1051 nucleotides. Its product is annotated as phosphoprotein ECPP44-like. Bases 96 to 824 code for a protein of 242 amino acids. The transcript has 2 exons. NCBI's taxonomy places the organism in Eukaryota, Viridiplantae, Streptophyta, Magnoliopsida, Asterales, Asteraceae. The record is from RefSeq and is a predicted model, not a curated record. Gene Ontology annotation, biological process: response to water. Gene Ontology annotation, cellular component: membrane.
CUCUUAAAUCACAAAAUAUAUCUCACAACCUUCGAUCAUACUUUCAACAAAUCUAUAUAUACAUCAAAAACAAACAGCCUGCUUUCAAAUUAAUCAUGUCUACUGAUGAAGUUGUUUACCACCAUGCCCCAAAAGUUGACGAGGUCAACGAAACCACCACUACUACCGUGGAGCAGUCAGAUCGUGGAUUGUUCGAUUUCAUGAAGAGCAAGAAGGAGGAAGAAAACAAGUGUGAAGACGCCGCGAUUUCGUCUGAAUUUGAUCAGAAAGUUCAGCUGUCUGAACCCGAACCAAAAGCCGAAGAGGCGAAGCAUGAAACUUUGUUCCAAAAAAUGCAUGAAUCACAUAGCGGUUCCAGUUCUAGCAGUUCAAGUGAUGAAGAGUGCGAAGAUGGAGAAAAAAAUAAGAAGAAAAAGGAGAAGAAGUCAUUGACCGCACAGAUCAAGGAAAAGAUCGAGCAUAAAGAAAAGAAAGAGGAAGAAAAGGUGGAGAAACAUGAGGAUGACACAUGUGUCCCUGUUGAGAAAUAUGAUGAAGUAGAGGCCCCACCACACGUCAGUGAAGUGGCCCACCCUAUUCCGACCCCCGAACCAGAGGAGAAAAAAGGGUUUAUGGAAAAGCUCAAAGAGAAGCUUCCUGGUGGCCACAAAAAGGUAGAGGAGGAGCACGUUGCUCCUCCUCACCCACCAACACCAGUGGUCGAGGCACAUGAUGAGGAUAAGGAGAAGAAGGGUAUUUUUGAGAAAAUUAAAGAGAAAAUUCCAGGGUAUCAUUCGAAGAGUGAGGAGGAGAAAGAAAAAGAAAAAGUUAAAGAAUGUGAUUAAGCAAAAGGAAAUAUAUUAUGGUGGUAUGUGGGUUGGCUUGCUUUGGUUUGCAAGAGUGGGUCUAUUAUGAUGUUUCUUGCUUUUGGUCGUUACCUUUUUUGGACUUUUGAUUAAGUGGUUUUCGAUGUGUAUCUGUUUGGAAUUUCUUGUGUGGUGUAUUGGUGUUACUGGAUUUGGUUGUAACUCUAUACCAUUAUUAUUUGUAUUGAAUGUAAUUUGUUUGUACA